This is a messenger RNA of Kockovaella imperatae, 2286 nucleotides long. Its product is annotated as organic solute transporter Ostalpha-domain-containing protein. Bases 1 to 2286 code for a protein of 761 amino acids. NCBI's taxonomy places the organism in Eukaryota, Fungi, Basidiomycota, Tremellomycetes, Tremellales, Cuniculitremaceae. The transcript is spliced from 10 exons. The record is from RefSeq and is a predicted model, not a curated record. Gene Ontology annotation, molecular function: transporter activity. Gene Ontology annotation, biological process: transport.
AUGGAGUUGCCAAGUUUCCCCGCACCGUCCAAUGAUGUCUCCCUCAUCGGGACUCUGUAUUCGCCAGGUGCAGGAACUCGUCUACCAAUAUGGCUCUUGGCUCUUUGCGGGACGUUUACAGCCAUCGCCACCGGUGUCUCGAUCAUGAGCAUCACGCUGCAAUUGAAGAACUACCGAAAGCCUUCACUCCAGCGAUACGUCGUCCGCAUCAUGGUCAUGGUCCCAUUAUACGCUAUCUCAUCACUCAUCGCCAUCUUCUCACUUGAAGCUGCCUUCGUCAUUGACGCCGUUCGAGACUUAUACGAGGCCUUUGUCAUUUACACCUUUUUCCAACUCCUCAUCACGUAUCUCGGUGGCGAGCGAUCCCUCCUCAUCAUCCUACAUGGUCGUCCGCCAGCCCCACAUCCGACACCGUUCAAUUGGAUCUAUAAACCGAUGGACGUCAGUGAUCCGUGGACAUUGUUGAAUCUCAAGCGGGGUGUCUUGCAAUAUGUCCAGGUUAAACCCUUCUUAGUCAUCGCAACCAUCGUUCUCAAAGCUACUGGCUUGUACCAAGAAGGCAGGUUCUCCGCCGACUCGGGAUACACCUAUGUCAGCAUUUUGUACAAUGCUAGCAUCUGUUUGAGUCUUUACUGUCUCGCCAUGUUCUGGGUCUGCGUCAGUCGAGACCUGACGCCGUUCCGCCCGGUCCCCAAAUUUCUCUGCGUCAAAGGCAUCCUCUUCUUCUCCUUCUGGCAAGGCAUCGCAGUCUCCCUGCUCGUAGCCGCGGGGCUCAUCAAGAAAGUCGGUGUCUAUACCGAUGCCGAGCACAUGUCUCAAGCGCUAGUCGAUUCUCUAAUCUGUUUCGAAAUGCCAAUCUUUGCCAUUGCACAUCAAUAUGCCUUCCGAGCAAGCGACUAUAUCGACCCAUCUCUCAAACAUCAGGCCAGACUUCCCUUUACCUACGCCUUGCGCGAUGCGUUUGGACUCAAAGACGUUUGGGAAGAUUCCAAAGACACAUUUCGAGGUCAAGGAAUCUCAUACCAAGCGUAUGAGCCAGCCGAAGGUGCACUUCACUAUGGUCUCGGAAGGCAAAAGCGGAUUCGAGCUGGUCUUCGAUACUCCAAAGGUGGGAAAGCAAAAUAUUGGCUCCCUACCCCAGGUUCUAGCCUGACUCGAGGCGAACGCGGUCCUAUCGCAUCGCUGAAGCGCAAAUUGGACAAACGUCGAGCCGCGAGAGAAGGGUAUGCACCAUUGUUGCCUGAGCAGGCUGCUCGUGUAGUUCACGAUGACCCGGAGGAGUCGAACGACGGUUUCCAUCGACCAGAAUGGAGUGGACUCUCCACUGGCCUGUUCACUCAGAGCGAUUCGGAUGGAUCAGACGCGGCCAGUCUGGACUUUGAUUCCGUGACUGACGAUGAGGACAACUCGUACGAACGAGCGAGAAGAAUAGGAUAUGCCGGUUUCCCCAACAUCGAUGUCAGUCAGGAAGAGGCCAAACGAAAGCGAUGGGAGGAAGAGGAGGCUAUUUUGGCUGGACGACGAAACGAUCGAACGCCUGGACCGAGUCGACAGGGGAGCUCGUCAAAGGUGCCCACGACGGAGAAUGGCAAGGGCAAGGGAAAACAGGCGGUCUACGGAGCCUGUGAGUGGUAUGAUACGCCAGGCAAUUCGCGCCAAGUGUCAAGUUCGUCCAUUAGAGGGCGUAAUCCUACCGGUGAAGGCGAUUGGCUGGUCCCAGCACAACAAGUGGACCAAAAGACGAGCAAAAAGAGCCGUCUGGACAAGCUCAAACCUCCCAUGCGUAGGAGUCAAUCCAACAAGUCGAAGAACUCGGCGUUCGCGGUUGGAGAAGACAGUGAUGACGAGCCGCCCGAUACAAAGUCACAAAUCAAGCGGCUGCCAUCCGAUGCCAGAGAUCUAGUCGUCGAGGACCCAGAAGCAGUCGAAGAGGCUAGAGCGAGAGAGCGACGUCGCGGUGAACCUCAGACGAAAGCUCCCGCACAUAUCUAUGUUCAUCGUCAUUCUCCCGAGUUACAGCGUGUGCCCAGUCCCCGAAAAUCUUUGGACAAACCGAAUGGCAAGAGCGAUCCCAAGGAGAGUGACCCAGUGGACAUUGAAGAGGUCUAUUCUCCUCCUCUGCCUGAUGAACAACCCGUCUCGGAGAGUGUGGGCGAGAACAAGCCCAUCGCAGAUGAGAUGGAGAGGAUAGAGCAGAUGAAACGGGCCAUAAUGCCCACUCCUCCUGCUAGUAGACAGACGACCAUGAGGACCAACUUCUACGACGAAGAUAACCCGUGGGCAUAG